UUUUCUCAGGCUCUGAGCAAUCCCGUGGGGCUGGCUGGAGCACACCAGGCUCCAUCCCGCUCCUGUGCCCGUGUGCCAAGGAGUUUUUAGGAGCUGCUGGAGCUGCAGAGCCGUGUUUGGGGCCAGUCCCAAAAGCAGGUGCACAUCCCAGAACUUGCAUCCCUGAGGAGUGAGCUGGCUGUGCAGGAAGGCUGCUCUUCCUCCAAGGAUGUCAUUGGUCAAGUUUUGCCAGAUGCAACGACCACAGCGUUUGAGUAUGAGGAUGAGGACGGGGAUCGGAUCACGGUCAGGAGUGAUGAGGAGAUGAAGGCCAUGCUGUCCUACUAUUACUCCACGGUGAUGGAGCAGCAGGUGAAUGGACAGCUGAUAGAGCCUCUCCAGAUCUACCCACGAGCCUGCAAACCUCCUGGGAAACGGAACAUACAUGGCCUCAAGGUGAACACGCGCGCGGGGGCCGCCAACAGCGGCGGCUCGGCCGCCUCCGAGGGCCUCCCCAGCAAUAGCUUGAAGAAGUCCUCGGCGGAGCUGAAGAAGAUCCUUGCCAAUGGCCAGAUGAAUGAACAAGACAUUCGAUACCGAGACAUCCUCGGCCACGGCAACGGAGGCACCGUCUACAAGGCUUACCAUGUCCGUAGUGGAAAAAUCCUGGCAGUGAAGGUCAUACCCUUGGAUAUAACACUGGAACUCCAGAAGCAGAUCAUGUCAGAGUUAGAAAUCCUUUACAAGUGUGACUCCUCGUAUAUCAUAGGAUUUUAUGGUGCUUUUUUUGUAGAAAACAGGAUUUCAUUGUGUACAGAGUUCAUGGAUGGGGGUUCUCUGGAUGUUUAUAGGAAAAUUCCAGAACACGUCCUCGGAAGGAUAGCGGUGGCUGUUGUGAAAGGCCUGACCUAUUUAUGGAGUCUGAAGAUUUUACACAGAGAUGUGAAGCCAUCCAAUAUGCUGGUGAACACCCGGGGCCAGGUGAAGCUCUGUGACUUUGGGGUCAGCACCCAGCUGGUGAAUUCCAUAGCCAAGACGUAUGUUGGAACAAAUGCUUACAUGGCGCCUGAGAGGAUUUCAGGGGAGCAGUACGGGAUUCACUCGGAUGUGUGGAGCCUGGGCAUUUCCUUCAUGGAGCUUGCUCUUGGGAGGUUUCCAUAUCCUCAGAUUCAGAAAAACCAGGGAUCUUUAAUGCCUCUCCAGUUAUUGCAGUGCAUUGUUGAUGAGGAAUCGCCGGUGCUUCCAGGCGGGGAGUUCUCGGAGCCAUUUGUGCACUUCAUCACUCAAUGCAUGAAGAAGCAGCCAAAGGAAAGGCCAGCACCUGAAGAUUUAAUGGGCCACCCCUUCGUGGUGCAGUACAACGACGGCAACGCCGAGGUCGUGUCCAUGUGGGUGUGCAGGAUGCUGGAGGAGCGGCGAGCCCAGGGAGCGCAGUGAGCUCUGCAGCACCCCGAGAGCUCCUCCCGCGCCGGGACCGCCGCCUUUGGACUUUGAGCCACAGCCUGUUUUACUCCGUCGACAAAACUCAGAGUAUUUUUCCUCACCGCCACGUUAAGGGAUUUUCUUACUUGUUUUCUUCUGUUGCUGAGCGAUUUCCAGGUUCUCUUCGGUUAGACUGCGCGCAGCCUUAAAGCGAGUCUUUUAUAUCUCUGU
This is a messenger RNA of Hirundo rustica (Barn swallow), 1632 nucleotides long. RefSeq names its product mitogen-activated protein kinase kinase 5 (gene MAP2K5). The record is from RefSeq and is a predicted model, not a curated record. NCBI's taxonomy places the organism in Eukaryota, Metazoa, Chordata, Aves, Passeriformes, Hirundinidae. The transcript is spliced from 22 exons. Gene Ontology annotation, biological process: protein phosphorylation; MAPK cascade. The coding region runs from base 304 to 1416 and encodes 370 amino acids. Gene Ontology annotation, molecular function: ATP binding; protein binding; MAP kinase kinase activity.